Molecule: messenger RNA, 1305 nt
Organism: Parnassius mnemosyne (clouded apollo)
Lineage: Eukaryota; Metazoa; Arthropoda; Insecta; Lepidoptera; Papilionidae
Source: the annotation of a GenBank genome assembly
AUGGUCAGCAAAAACGUAAAGCAGCUUUUCCAAUAUCUUACAAAAAACGACAUUUCAGUGCGAAAUUAUGGAACAGCAAAACGUGUUGUGGCAGCAAAGCCGGUUGUGGAGAUGGAUGGAGAUGAGAUGACACGUAUUAUUUGGGAGAAAAUUAAGGAGAAACUAAUUUUUCCGUAUGUCAAGUUGGAGUGCUUAUAUUACGAUUUGGGUCUACCUCACCGAGACGCUACCAACGAUCAGGUGACUAUUGAUGCUGCCCACGCCAUUCUCAAGCACAAUGUCGGCAUCAAGUGCGCUACCAUAACACCAGACGAGCAGAGAGUUGAAGAGUUCAAGUUAAAGAAGAUGUGGCUGAGUCCAAAUGGAACGAUCCGUAACAUUCUCGGCGGUACAGUUUUCCGGGAGCCGAUUUUAUGCAAGAGCAUUCCCCGAUUGGUGUCAGGCUGGACCAAACCCAUGGUCAUCGGGCGUCACGCUCACGGCGAUCAGUACAAAGCGCAAGAUUUCGUGGUAUCGAAACCAGGGAAGGUUGAGUUAGUGUACACUACAAAUGAUGGAACAACAGAGAGACAUUUACUGUAUGACUUCAAAUCUUCCGGCGUAGCAAUGGGCAUGUACAACACUGAUGAAUCAAUAAAAGCUUUUGCUCAUUCUAGUUUUCAGGUGGCUUUACAAAAGAAAUGGCCGCUGUAUCUUUCCACAAAGAAUACUAUCCUGAAACGAUAUGAUGGUCGUUUCAAAGACAUAUUCGAAGAAAUUUAUGAGAGUACAUACAAGAAGCAGUUUGAGGACGCUAAGAUUUGGUACGAGCAUCGGCUGAUUGAUGACAUGGUAGCGCAAGCGAUCAAGAGCUCCGGUGGGUUCGUGUGGGCCUGUAAGAAUUACGAUGGAGACGUGCAGUCCGACGUAGUGGCACAGGGCUACGGUUCGCUGGGAAUGAUGACAUCGGUGCUGAUGUGCCCGGACGGGCGCACGGUGGAGUCGGAGGCGGCACACGGCACCGUGACGCGACACUACCGCAUGCACCAGCAGGGCAAGCCCACCUCCACCAACCCCGUCGCCUCCAUCUACGCUUGGACUCGCGGCCUCAUACACCGCGCCAAGCUCGACGGCACCCCCGACCUUGAGCGCUUCGCUCUGGCUCUUGAGGAAGCAUGCGUGGAAUGCAUCGAUAGCGGCAAAAUGACGAAGGAUUUGGUUAUUUGUAUUCAUGGUAUGGCCAACACUAAAGAGGGCAUGUAUUUACAUACAGAGGACUUCCUACAAGCUAUAGCUGAUCAACUCGAACGUAAAUUGUCUAAGUAA